AUGGCAGAAAACAAAGCUCGUCCUCCACCUAACCAAGAUUUGGAAUCUUUAUGUUAUUUAGAAACAAUGUUCCAAGAAUAUGGAUAUGACGAUGGCUUUAAGGAUGGCGAAAUAUCUGGCGAACUGGAAGGACGUAUUGUAGGCUGCGAAAAGGCUUUCGAAUUGGGUCGUGAGAUUGGAUUCUAUGCAGGAUGCGUGGAAAUGUGGACUGAGCUACAUAAUGUACAUCCCGAGAAAGUACCAGCACGAGCUAUGAAACAGAUCGAAACCCUAAAAAGGCAAAUUGAAGAUUUUCCUACUUAUAAUGACCAUGAAGUUGACUUGUUCGGUCUGAGAGACAAAAUGAAGAAUAAGCUGAAAGUGAUAUCCUCCUUAUUGGGUGUCAAUCAAAAAUACAUCAUUGCUGAAAAGCCCAAGAUGACAUAUUAG
This is a messenger RNA of Mycotypha africana, 429 nucleotides long. RefSeq lists its product as uncharacterized. Lineage: Eukaryota; Fungi; Mucoromycota; Mucoromycetes; Mucorales; Mycotyphaceae. The record is from RefSeq and is a predicted model, not a curated record. The coding region runs from base 1 to 429 and encodes 142 amino acids. The transcript is spliced from 3 exons.